CCGUUUUCUGAGAGCAGCCUCCUUCCUGUAGCCCGGUUGAGGAAGUGAAUUUCGCUGACAGGGCUGGGUUCAGUGAGGGAGAGGCGAACAAAACAUCUUCUGAGGGGGACUAAAAAUACAACAAAACAACACGAAACAAGGGAAGACGUUUGUUACAUCACUGUAACGCGAAAGUGUAAAGUCAUCGUGCUCCCCUGCCCCGCUGAGACCGUCGCAGACCGCCGCAGACAUGAAUGAGCAGCAGCUGGACUGUGCCCUGGACCUGAUGAGGCGUCUGCCUCCUCAGCAGAUCGAGAAGAACCUCAGUGACCUCAUUGACCUGGUGCCCAGUCUGUGUGAGGACCUCCUUUCCUCUGUGGACCAGCCCCUGAAGAUCGCCCGGGACAAGGUGGUGGGCAAAGACUAUCUGCUCUGUGAUUACAACCGAGACGGUGACUCCUACAGAUCCCCAUGGAGUAACAAAUAUGAACCUCCCAUUGAAGAUGGUGCCAUGCCUUCAGCUCGCUUGAGGAAACUCGAGGUCGAAGCCAAUAACGCCUUUGACCAGUACAGAGACCUGUACUUUGAGGGUGGUGUGUCCUCCGUGUACCUUUGGGACUUGGAUCAUGGCUUUGCUGGAGUUAUUCUCAUCAAGAAGGCCGGGGACGGAUCCAAGAAGAUCAAAGGGUGCUGGGACUCCAUCCAUGUGGUAGAGGUGCAGGAGAAGUCCAGCGGUCGCAAUGCUCACUACAAACUCACCUCCACCGUCAUGCUGUGGCUCCAGACAACUAAGACCGGCUCUGGUACCAUGAACCUGGGAGGCAGCCUUACAAGACAGAUGGAAAGAGAUGACCAGGUUGGAGAGAACAAUCCCCACAUCGCCAACAUCGGCCGCCUUGUUGAAGACAUGGAGAAUAAGAUUCGCUCCACACUGAAUGAAAUCUACUUUGGCAAGACCAAGGACAUCGUCAACGGCCUAAGGAGUGUUCAGACUUUGGGUGAGAAGUCAAAGCAGGAAGCUCUGAAGUUAAACCUGGUGGAGGCACUCAAACGCAAAACGCAAAAUAACCCCUAGAGAUGCUACUGUUGUUUUUAUUCUUCUGUCUCUCUCUCUCUCUCUCUCACUCUCUCCGCCUCAUCUCUGCCAUCUUUUCUCUGUUUCUUUACGUCCCUCCCUCCAUGCCUGUUUCAGUGCUGCACUCUUGUUCUUUUGUGGAAAAAAUACAAAAAGUUCUUUUCGUUUUGUUUUUCCUGUCAAAACUUGUUUUCAUGCAUCUCAUCUGCCAUGAAGCCAUUCACUCACCCCGCUCCCUCUGUCUUCUCUUCACCUCUCUUCUUCUCUCUGUCUCUUCUCUCCCAUGUUAUGAAUAUAAUGAUAGUAUUACCACGGUUAAUGAUAAUCUUACAGUGUGAAAUAAUCCCUGAUGUUCUCACUGCUGAUGUGACCUCAGUCGCUUUGAAACGAGCGGCUGUCUCCCCACACCUCCUCAGUGACGAGGAAACGGACAGUGUCUCCUGUGGGGCUGUCAUUAUUAUGUACAUCAAAUUUAAUUCUUGCACCUAUUUUUGUCAACAACACCCCCCAUGAUAUAUUUGUAUAAAAAAUAUGACUGUCCGUGUACAACUGUCAUUAUUCUGGGCGAUGUAAACAGUGUGAACACUAGGGCGGCCUUUAGCUAAUGUGUCACUCUGAACUCCACUUUGUCCACGUGCAUGUGCGCCUGUGUGGGAGCAUAUUGGCUGCAGUGAGCGGAAAUGUAGACUUAUUAAAACAUGGGCAUGGACUGUUAUAAUCACCAGGUGAUGGCACCCACGUUGUCAACCCGACUCCCUACACGGUGUAUAACAUGACAGUUUGCAUCCCCUCUGUUCAGCUUCUUCAACCUUUCUCUCUCUUCACUUACUACGUCAAUGUUGGGGGUCACAGUUUGUCUUUUUGUCUUAUAGCGGAAAUAUCCAACUGUUUCCAUUUUGGAGGGGAAUCUUUUGUUGUAUUUUGUUUUGUUUUUAUUUUGUAAAGCUUAUGAUUCAUAUUGUAUUAGAGCCUCCAGCAACAAUAAAAACGGCAAAAAGCUACCCCUGUUCUUAA
This is a messenger RNA of Labrus bergylta (ballan wrasse), 2068 nucleotides long. It is a transcript of the gene capzb, whose product is annotated as capping actin protein of muscle Z-line subunit beta. Lineage: Eukaryota; Metazoa; Chordata; Actinopteri; Labriformes; Labridae. The record is from RefSeq and is a predicted model, not a curated record. Gene Ontology annotation, molecular function: actin filament binding. Gene Ontology annotation, cellular component: F-actin capping protein complex; cytoplasm. Gene Ontology annotation, biological process: actin cytoskeleton organization; regulation of lamellipodium assembly; cell morphogenesis.